CGACGUCUCUGUAUCGCAGUCGGGCGUGGGCGCGCGCAGCUGGAACAUUUGUUCUCGAAGCACCAAAUGACGCAGGGGCACCGUCGACGCGAAACCCUCUCUCCUUUUGCCGCGACACCACCGCGCCGGCCAGAGCUCUGAUGAGCGUUGACCCGUCGCUCACUCGCACCACCCCUCCGCUGGUCAUGUCCGCGACUAAUCUGUUCCUGUUCCUCACCCGAUAAUCCUGCCUUCUACACACCGUCCUUACCUGGUACUUGCACUGCUUCCGGAUCUCCACAGUUCGUCUCGUCGAAUGCACUGCUAGGGCCCUCGCGAGCGGCCUGGUUGGAUCCCCGGAUACGAGGCUGAUCGUCAUCAACGGGACAAAAUAACAUGUGCUGAGGCCUGCUAUCAGUUUCCUCACCUCCCUGCUAGCUCUGCCGACUGAGGCGACCAAGAGAGACGGGUGGUGGAUGCAGAAGGUUCACAUCAACGUGGAGGAGCUCAUCCAACAUGCCUUUUAGCACAUUCGGCGUCGCCACGGCAGUGACUCCGUCCGUCAUUGAGACCUACUUCUCCCAUUACUUGAAUCGAAAACCGCUCAAGCAGAAACCGACUGCCCACAUCUCCUACCACGAAGGCCUAAAAUUAAUUCGUCAAUUCCUCGACUAUAGCUCCAAGCACACCGUCGAAGAGCUCCAGGCUUUUACCGCGCAAUGGGUACCGGUACCAACGUGGGUUCGAACGCAGGACGUGGAGGUUCCGCCACAAUUCCUCAAGCGAUCUGCCAACCUGCUGCGUAAACAAUUGGGCAGCGAUGGCAUGGAACAGGUGGGUGGUGAAAAGUGGUGGCAAUGGAGGAAGCCGGACACCCCGCUGCAUGCAGAGUGGAUUGAAAUGAAGAAGGACCACCAAGAGCGAAAACGAGAAGGAAAGCAGUGCGACCGAGUAAUCCUGUACAUUCAUGGAGGCGCAUACUACUUUGGCUCGGUCGAUGAGCACCGCUACCAAAUGCAACGACAUGCUCGAAAGCUGAAGGCGCGUGUGCUUGCUCCUCGGUACAGGCUGGCACCGCAAUUCCCCUUCCCUUGCGGACUUCACGACUGCAUUGCAACAUACUUCUAUCUGCUCGAGCACUUUGACCCUAGUCAGGUCUUGUUUGCGGGCGAUAGCGCAGGAGGUGGUAUGGUUUUGAGCAUGCUGGUCACACUUCGAGAUCAAGGUUGCCCAUUACCAGCAGGCACGAUCCUCUUGUCGCCUUGGGUAGAUUUGACCCAUUCUUUUCCGUCGGUUGCUGGCGAGGGACUGGGCGAUUAUAUUCCUCCUCACGGGUUCCAUCACAAGCCGUCCAUGGCAUGGCCACCGCCUCCAACCACAGAUGAUGCGCCUAAGAAGAAACGACCUGAGCGAACAUUCACACAGCCCGUGGAACAGCCAUUCGACGUCUCACAAGACGGCUUGGAAGGAGGCAAGGAAACUAAAGAGUACAAUCAAAUUCCAGGAAUGGGCCCGCGACUGGAAAUUGCAAUUGGUGACAAGCUGGUCGUCAUUCGCGAACAGUUUCAGAUGUAUGCGAAGAACGACCUCCUAGCACACCCGCUAGUUUCACCAGUGCAGCAGCCAUCGUUGGGUGGCCUGCCGCCCAUGUUGAUUCAAGUCGGCGGAGCAGAGUUGUUACGCGAUGAGCAGAUCUAUCUGGCGCACAAGGCUGCCAAUCCGAGACAAUAUCCUCCCGGCGAAGCCGUCAUGGAGCAAUACGAUCCAGAGCGCACGAUCCUGAACCAGUACCCGGGUACCGAUGUUCAAUUGCAAGUGUGGGAAGAUCUGUGUCACGUACCGCACACACUGUCGUUCACGCGACCAGCCAAGUACAUGUAUCGAUCCGUCGCUCAAUUCGGCGCCUGGGCGCUUGCACGGGCACAACACAAAUCGAUAGAGAUUCUGGACGAUGAUGCAAUUUCCAUCAUUAGUGACAAAGAGGAUCCGAAUGAGUAUGGAAAAGGUAGCCAUGAAUCCUUCGGGAGUAUUGGAGAGGAAGGUGUCACGUCUACGCAGUUCAAAUUGACCUCGAUAGGUGCAAUUGGCAAAGCAGGAGACGACCUUCCGCCCUUCAAAGACCACAUGAUUCGACAGCGGGUCAACAGGCACGGCAUCAUCUUUCCUCUGCCCCGCGUAGCCGACAUAGCUUGCCUGAAUCUCGAUCGCAACACGAUUGGAGCUAUUAAGACCGGGCCAGUGCAUAAAUGGCUGAUGAAGCGCGGGGAGAACGAUGUGAAGUUUGCGAAUGAUUACAAAAAGCUCCAGAAGAAGAAGCUUAAAGAGGCCAAGGACUACGAUCAGCCGGAACCCGGCGAAAAUCCUGCUGCCGCGGCUUUAAUCAAUCGCAAGAUCAAGGGCAAUGUGGCUGGCGACAAGAAGAAAGGGAAGUCUUGGGGUCUUGCUAUGUGGUCGGGCUGGGGAUCGUCGCACGAUGAGAGUACAAUCCAGAGGGAAGAGAGGCUACAGGAUGCCAAAGAAGCAGACGCCGAGAGGCCUUCGAGUGUGGCUGCCAGCACAAGGACUGCCACUGGCGUCCCUCCGGGGAGCAGUAGCGCACGUGCGACUGCAUUGUCUGGGGCAGACGUAUCCCGGAGUGCAUCAUCUGCUAGGAACAAUCUGGCCGUACCCUCGAACGACGCGGAUGAUGCGAAACGGCGUCGACGCUCCAGUGCAAGUGUGCUGGCUUCUGCCUGGGGACCUAAGCGCAAUGGCUCUCGCACACGGAGUCCUUAUCGCAGUGUCAAGGACGAGGGCCAGGCGAACAACGAGCGGGAUGCAGGCUCGCCAGUUCCUCCUGGGUCGCCGAAUACAAUGCCGGACAGUCCUUCCAGGUUGCGGGAUCUCAGUCGCCGUUCGAGCGUGAAUUCAACAAAGGUCAACUAUGCAAGGCCGAUCAGCUCCGCAACGAUGCUGUCAAGCAAUCUGAACCCAAACGCGAAGAACGGGAAAGUGGAGAUCGAUGAGGCAGGCGGAUUGACGAAAGCUGGUCCGGCCAAUGAUGAUGCGCAGGUAAGUGUUGUGUGUUGUUUCUUGUUGUUAUCGCGUGCAUAAAACGAUCGCCUUGUUCCCCUAGGCAAGAUGAUUGUGCGAAGGGUGCGGUGUGACGUCCGAGCGCAUCGCACAUGUUGGACUUAGAGUUUCAUCCUUCGCGAGUCGCCGUCGUUGGGUUGAAUCGCCGACCCAAGUUUCGAGUGCAGGG
Molecule: messenger RNA, 3220 nt
Organism: Cercospora beticola
Lineage: Eukaryota; Fungi; Ascomycota; Dothideomycetes; Mycosphaerellales; Mycosphaerellaceae
Source: RefSeq, a predicted model, not a curated record